This is a messenger RNA of Salvia miltiorrhiza (redroot sage), 1416 nucleotides long. RefSeq lists its product as uncharacterized. Gene Ontology annotation, cellular component: VCP-NPL4-UFD1 AAA ATPase complex. Lineage: Eukaryota; Viridiplantae; Streptophyta; Magnoliopsida; Lamiales; Lamiaceae. The record is from RefSeq and is a predicted model, not a curated record. Bases 210 to 1181 code for a protein of 323 amino acids. The transcript has 10 exons. Gene Ontology annotation, molecular function: polyubiquitin modification-dependent protein binding.
UGCACAGGAAGCACCAAGGUCCCAGAAGCAUCUUAGCCUUCUCCCCUCUCCUCCGUCCAAUUUCUCUCCAGUUUGCGUGCCUUCAGUUUCUUGCAAUUGCGUUCCUCUACACCCUGCGAAUCUUCGUGCAAACAUCGAAUCUUCGUUUCCGCGGUUCAAAGCGAAUCCAGAAGCUUUAGCGCGUGCUUCUGUAAUCUAGCAUCGUAAAUAUGUUUUUUGACGGGUAUGGAUACCAUGGAACAUCAUUUGAGCAAACAUAUCGGUGUUACCCUGCGUCUUUCAUAGACAAGGCACAGAUAGAAAAUGGUGAUAAAGUUAUAAUGCCGCCGUCAGCUCUUGACCGUCUUGCCUCUCUUCACAUCGACUAUCCUAUGUUAUUUGAGCUCCGGAAUGCUGCUACAGAGCGUGUUUCACACUGUGGGGUUCUGGAGUUUAUUGCUGAAGAAGGCAUGAUCUAUAUGCCUUACUGGAUGAUGGAGAAUCUGUUGUUGCAAGAAGGAGACUUUGUGCGAGUGAAAAACGUGACUCUUCCAAAGGGAACAUAUGUAAAAUUGCAACCGCACACAAAGGAUUUCUUGGAUAUUUCCAAUCCGAAAGCUAUCUUGGAGACGACACUGAGGAACUUUUCAUGCUUGAGCACAGGGGAUAGUAUCAUGGUGGCUUAUAACAAUAAAAAGUACUACAUAGAUAUCAUUGAGACAAAGCCAUCUCAUGCGAUAAGUAUUAUUGAGACUGACUGUGAAGUGGACUUUGCUCCUCCUCUUGAUUACAAGGAACCGGAAAGACCUUCUGCACCCGUUUCAACAGGCAAAGCACUAGCAGAAGGUCAGGAACCUUCUGAGGAGUCUGAACCGAAAUUCAAUCCAUUUACUGGCGUCGGAAGACGCUUGGAUGGGAAACCUUUGAAAACUGGAUCUCCACCAGUGUCGUCAACCGCACCCCAAGACAGGAGGGCCAACACUUCGGGUGGAGCAACAACUGUCGCCUCUAGUUCCAGCUCACAAAGCGCCAAAGGCCCAACUCCAGGAAAGCUUGUAUUUGGUUCAAAUGCUAGCCGCACUAAAGAUGCUCCGAAGGAUGCUUUGAAAGAUACUAAGAAAGAAGCUAAGCCCGAGCCUCCGAAGGAUGACGAUCCGAAAUUCCAACCUUUUAGUGGGAAGAAAUAUUCCUUGAGGGGUUGAUUGUAUAUUUAUCUGAACCUGUAAGUUUUAACUUUCUUCAUAUGUGAUGAAUCUGUUGGUUUAGCACUUUGCUGGAAAUAGAGUUCAAACUAAAUCCGCAUCGCCGUCGAAGGAGUUGAACAGUGGUUUCUUCUGGUUUUUGCACAAAGAAAAAUACAGAAUUCGACUCUUUUGGUAGUAUGUUUUCUCCUACAUGGGAUUUUUAUGGAAUUUCUGUUUCGAGUUGCUGUUCUAA